Messenger RNA from Paralichthys olivaceus (Japanese flounder), 1695 nucleotides. NCBI's taxonomy places the organism in Eukaryota, Metazoa, Chordata, Actinopteri, Pleuronectiformes, Paralichthyidae. The record is from RefSeq and is a predicted model, not a curated record.
AUGCUCCACCUGUGCAUCAUUCAGAUCGCUAGCAUCGCCCUACUGGGUCCAAAGGCAACUGUCCAGAGGCCUGUGACAGGGGGCAACAGCUUAUGCAGUAAGAGAGUGUAUGUUUCUGGCUACCACCAACUGGGCCCCCGUUCAGCUAUCAAUCAGACCCUGAUUACUAUCGGACAAGGCAAGGUCAUCAGUAAUGAACCAGACAAAAGGGGAAAUGGGAAGGAAAGAAACGUGUAUCACAAUUGGAAGAGGAAUGUAUUCAAAAGUAAGAAAUUAUAUGAGCAACAUGAUCAGGCCGCUGUGUCCUCUCCUCAAUACUGUGUUUUAUUCCCACUCAGCUCCGCCACUGACCAGAAGACCAAGGAGAAGGUGGCCAUCAAGAAGCUGCACCGGCCUUUCCAGUCCCUCAUCCACGCCAAACGGGCCUACAGGGAACUCAGGCUGCUCCGCCACAUCCAGCAUGAAAAUGUGAUCUGCCUCCUUGACGUCUUCACACCGGAUUCCACACUGGAAAAAUUUACAACCUUUUACCUAGUAAUGCCAUUAGUAGCCCAAGACCUGAGCCACAUUAUGAAGAGGAGAAGAUUAACUGAUCGUAUCAUCACGUACCUGUUCUACCAGCUUCUAAGAGGACUCAAGUAUAUUCACUCUGCAGGGAUCAUUCAUCGGGAUCUGAAGCCUGGUAACCUCGCUGUGAAUGAGAACUGUGAAUUAAAGAUCCUGGAUUUUGGCUUGGCGAGACAGACCGAGAGUGAGAUGACUGGUUAUGUGGUAACACGCUGGUACAGAGCACCAGAGAUCAUAUUCAACUGGAUGCACUACAGUCAGACAGUGGAUGUCUGGUCAGCCGCCUGUAUCCUGGCAGAGAUGAUUACUGGCCAGGUACUUUUCCAAGGACACGACAGUAUCGAUCAGCUGAAAAAGAUCCUCCGCCUGACAGGAACACCAGACUCCUCCCUGGUUCAGAAGAUGCAGAGUAAAGACGCGCAGUCAUACGUGCGAGGUCUCCCUCCACAGAAGAAGAAAAACUUCAAGGAUGUGUUUCCGUCCAUGGAUAAAAAUGCUGUGGACCUGCUGGAGGGGAUGCUGCUGCUGGAUCCAGAGACGAGGCUGACAGCAAAGCAGAGUCUUCCACACCCCUUCCUGGCUGAAUACCAUGACCCAGAGUGUGAGCCGGACUCUGAGCCUUAUGACGACUCCUUUGAGAGCCUGGAGCUGGCUGUUGGCGAAUGGAAGAGUCUUAUCCACAUGGAGAUCAUGACCUUCGACCCUGACAACCCCAGUAAAACAGCUAUGUAAGAUGCUGUGAUGAUGUGCUGCUGCUUCCCAGUGUUUGGUUUAAUAUCUGCAUGUGAUGUAAAGGUCAACUAUUCAGCGAAACAAAUACAAAAAGAAAGAACAUUAAAUAUAUUCUGUCCUUUUUUCUGCAUCUAACAUGAAUGUGCAGUUGAUAGAGUUGAUGGUAGCAAUAAUAGCUUGAUGAAUCUAUAUCUGUUUUACCAAAAGCAUGUAAACCUUAAAUAUCAAAUUCUUUUUUAUGAGGUGUUUACAUUAAUUUGACUCAUUAUGUUGAUUUUAAUGUAAAGAUUGUCAGUCGUUUAGGUCACAUGUCUGUAAGUGCUGUAUAAAGACCACUGUGUCAGGACUUUGUUGAAUUUACAGCAAUACAAAUAAAAUAAAAUAUGAAUGAUCAAA